AUGGCCGACUUCCAGUGUCCAGGGAUCAACAAGACCAUGAUUGCAGGGUCCACGGGGGCUCUGUUCACUGUUCUGUGUGGCGUGGACUGGCCAAAGGGCGACCCAGCCAUGACUGGCAAUGGGAACGUCGCUGAUCUCGGCCGCGCGACUGUUUACUCUCUUCAGGAAUGCAUCAACGCCUGCCUUAAAUCCUACGAGAAUUGCAAAGCGGUGACAUAUCAGGCCAAUCUGACCGCCUCUUUUGACGGCGAACAGGAUGGGAACUGUUGGUUCAAGGACCGGGCUGGCAAGUACUUCCCGGGCGCGGAUACUAGCGUCGCUGCAGUUUUGAACCUGUUGAUCAAGGAUGUCAGUGCGCCCACAGGUUUCAAGCUAAUUGGUAAGUGGGGAGUGGAAUUUUACAGACUCACAUCCAAGCGCUGA
Aspergillus clavatus NRRL 1 is the source of this 423-nucleotide messenger RNA. RefSeq lists its product as uncharacterized. NCBI's taxonomy places the organism in Eukaryota, Fungi, Ascomycota, Eurotiomycetes, Eurotiales, Aspergillaceae. The record is from RefSeq and is a predicted model, not a curated record. Bases 1 to 423 code for a protein of 140 amino acids. The transcript has 2 exons.